AUGUUUCGCUUUUGGGGCUCGGAUUCUAGGGGCUGUGAUCAGUCGAUAGAUACCUCGCACGGUGCCUACCGCCACGCCCACCAGCAUCCGACGCCGUCCCCAACCACCGCUUCCAGCCCGUCCUCGCCUACAACCCAUCCUCUGAAAAGGAAGUUGCACGGCUUCGACGACGCCGAGACCCUGUCGCUGGACUCUACCGAACCCCACUCUAAGCGCCUUAAACGCGCCGAUGAAGACAACAUGCUCUACGCCCGACAGGAUCCGCUCGAAUGCGCCCGCGACGAAAUCCGCCACCAGUUCGGGCUUGAGAUUCUGCUCAAGCACGACGAGUUGCGUCUCAUCAACCAGGAGCUUGCCAAGUGCCAGAUCGCCCUCGAGCAGUUGCGCCGCUGUCACUUAAUACCCUAUCCCGUCAACUGCCCGACACCGGACCAGAUGCUUCAAGUCACCAACGGCAAGGGACCUGCGCUUGCUAACCACCCCGCUGAGCCUGCCCCUAAAUGGGCGCCGCCUUUCGGCGUUGUCGACGGUCCCUAUGCUCGGCACUACGCUAGGUGGCUCAUUCCCGAUCCUUCUUUCGACGGGAUGCAACCCGAGUUCCAGUUUACACCCGAGUUUGCCGCCGCGCGUGCCUCCUUCGCUGAAGGACGCACAACGCGCAAUAGCUUCACUGAGACUACUGUCGGAAAGGGUCGUCCUAACCGUGCUUUGUCCGGCCACCGCUUGCAGUCUCUUUCCAGCGGAUACCCUCAGCCAAAGGACAAGGCCGGUCCUUGCAUCCUGAAGCGCUCUGACGGACAGACUGUCAAGCUGGUUUGCCUCGACUGCAACCGUGAGAACUUCUCUAGCACCCAGGGCUUCAUUAACCACUGUCGCAUUGCGCAUAAGCGUGACUUCAAGAGCCACGAGGAGGCUGCCGUGCAGAGUGGCCAGCCUAUUGAUGCUGCUCCUGAGCCGCGCCCCAACAGCAUAUCCACGCCUGUCGAAGACAAGCCCGCCCCUGUUACCUCGACCUCAGCCUUUGUGCACCCUUUUGUUGCUCGUGACCUCUCCGACCAGGAAGCGUACGCGGCUCUGCGCGCCAGAAUCGCCGAUGCUCUCAAGCUGUACCCUCAAGCUAAGGCUACUGCUGGUCGUGUCGUCAAGCAGCCAAAGAAGAAGAUGAGCAAGUUCAAGGCAUCUGCCGAUGCUCCCUAUCUGUCCAAGUUCAUGCAGGGCAAAAAGUUCAACGGCAACCUCGGCGAAAUUGUCUCCGACGCCAAGACCAAGAUGUCUCUGGACGAGGCUUCCGGUGACGAGUCUGAUACUGACAGCUCGCUGCCUCGCCUCGAUCCCGCAGCCGUGCGCACGCCUGUUGUGAUGCGCAUGCCGGCGCACAGCUCUCCUACCCCAAUGGCGAGGCCGCCCAGCUCCAAAGGCCGUCCGGCCCACAUGGACUUCGUUUCUCCGCCGCACUCAUCUUCAGCAUCGCACGGCGGCAUGUCGGAUGACGACAUGCCAAUGCGUGACGAUAAUUUCAGCCCUAGCACCCUAGUGAGCAACAAUGCGCCAUCUCUGGUUAGCGACGACGGAGAGUAUGACGACUCGGAUGAGGGCUCGUCCGUCUCCGAGGGUAGCGACCACAUGGACGCCGACUCGGCCUCUGAUGUCGCCGAGAUUGCGCUUGAUGAGGAGCAUGAGCCUCGAGCACUUCGCCGCGGGUCUGGCACCGUCAGACUGCGCAAAGAUGACACCAAGCACGUCACCUUUAUGGGACCCGUGAAACAAAACAACACCAAGCAACGAAAGGCUCGCCGCGUGUGA
Molecule: messenger RNA, 1803 nt
Organism: Cordyceps fumosorosea ARSEF 2679
Lineage: Eukaryota; Fungi; Ascomycota; Sordariomycetes; Hypocreales; Cordycipitaceae
Exons: 1
Coding region: 1-1803 (600 amino acids)
Source: RefSeq, a predicted model, not a curated record